AUGAAAGGCGGUGGUGUAAUACUCAAGGCCCUUCAAUGGUUCCUUCGCGCUGUAGAAUUCUGUUGCGCCGCCAUCAUCCUCGGAAUCUUUUCCUAUUUCCUCGCCAAACUCUCCACCAAUAACCUCCCCAUCGCCAACUACAUCAAAGCAGUCGAAGGAAUAUCCGGUGCUGGAGCAUUAUAUACCGCUCUUGCACUGGGACUUCUGUGCUGUCUCGCCGGCCUAGCAUUCUUCUCCUUCAUCGCUAUCAUCCUCGAUUUCUGCUUCACAGGCGCUUUUAUCUAUGUCGCCUAUGCGACUCGAGGUGGUAAAUCAUGCUCGGGUUUUGUGGUGACGCCCUUGGGAAGCGGAAAUUCGGCGACGAAUGAUAGGACGCUGGGGGUGGGGAGUGGGAGGAAUACGUCGCUACCUAGUUUGCAUACGAGUUGUCGAUUGAAUACGGCUUGUUUUGCUGUUGCGAUUAUUGCUGCUGUAUUCUUCUUCAUAUCCAUAUUCGUCGAACUAGCCCUCAUCAAACACCACCGCAAAGAAAAAGCCUUCGGGCCCUCCCCCAACAACGGCUACACAGCCGGCACCCCCCGCCGCAAAUUCUGGCAACGCCAACCCGCGCGCGACGGCGAAUACAUGGCCGGCGGGCUGGCAGCCGAGAAACCCGACGCACUACCCAUGCAUUCGAGUCCCAACGAUGUAAGAAAUUCUUACGCUACGGAUGCGACGAUGGUGGGGAGAAAUCAUGAGGGCUAUGGCGCGCAGACGGGCUAUGCACAUUCUCCUGUGUCGCCUGUGGCUAAUACCGGUACGCAUGGGUAUGGGCAUCGUGUGAAUGGGGUGGAUUAUGGGAAUACUCCUGGGUAUGGAGGAGCACAAAAUGCAAAUGCAAAUGCGCAUGCGUCGGAGAUGCCGGGUGAGGGGUAUAGAGGGGGAGGCGCUCAUCAGUAUCGCACUGCCAAUGGUACUUUUUAA
Sclerotinia borealis F-4128 is the source of this 963-nucleotide messenger RNA. The record is from the annotation of a GenBank genome assembly. Lineage: Eukaryota; Fungi; Ascomycota; Leotiomycetes; Helotiales; Sclerotiniaceae.